Messenger RNA from Aspergillus ibericus CBS 121593, 1695 nucleotides. RefSeq names its product SDR family oxidoreductase/polysaccharide deacetylase family protein. Bases 1 to 1695 code for a protein of 564 amino acids. The transcript is spliced from 4 exons. Gene Ontology annotation, molecular function: hydrolase activity, acting on carbon-nitrogen (but not peptide) bonds. Gene Ontology annotation, biological process: carbohydrate metabolic process. NCBI's taxonomy places the organism in Eukaryota, Fungi, Ascomycota, Eurotiomycetes, Eurotiales, Aspergillaceae. The record is from RefSeq and is a predicted model, not a curated record.
AUGGCUCCAUCAUCUUUCCUGGGCCUAGAAGGCCUCCAUGUCUUCAUCACAGGUGCCGCAGGUAGUAUUGGCAGGCAAGUGGUGCAGGAAUUUCUAGAACAAGGAUGUAACGUGACUGCACUCGAUCUCGACCAUGUGGAGACCCCCGAAACAGCCGCAGGAGAUGCAUACGCCAGACUUCACAUCCUCAAAGGAGAUGCUAUAGACGAGGAAUCCAUCCGAUCCAGCAUCUCACAGGCUAGCAAGCGUUUUGGUCCGAUCAAUGUACUCGUUACCAAUGCUAGCACCAUCAACCAGAGGGACAACCUUCCCAUCUGGGAGCUACCGCUGGAAGCCUGGGAGCAGACUUCCCGCGUCAAUGUCCGGGGGACCUUUCUCACGAUCAAGCACUUCCUGCGAGCCGCUCAAACCUCCCAGCAGACUCUGGGCAGGGAGCUGGACAAUCUUGCUAUCGUGGUGACGGGGGCCGAGUCAUCUAGCAAGACUGACUUGCAAAAUGAGUUGGUUCAGAGCGUGAAGAACGAUAUUGUCCGCCUCAACAGCCGGGCGAGAAUCAAUAUCGUUGCUUCAGAUAAUACGGCCACGAUCGAAGGCAACCCUCUGGGGACACAAACUUCCACGGCCCCUCGACAAGCGGCCACCCCAGAGGCGAUAUCUCGUACGAUAGCGUUCUUAGCUUCCCACCGCGCAGCAGGACAUAUCACAGGCCAAUGUCUUAACCUGAACGACAGCGCCCCGGCUCCCCCAACAAGUAGCCUCAUCACCACCAUCCCACCCGCGCUAUCCAACCUCAAACGCAACAAAAUCCGCGUUGCGGUCUCGAUCGACCUCGACGCUGUCUCCGGAUGGCUCGGAACCGGCCACCACCCAGACAAUAUCCUGGCCGACUACUCAGCCGGCUUCUUCGCCGCGAAAGUCGGCGUCCCUCGUCUCCUGCGCAUGCUCAAGAAACUCAACCUCACGGACCGCUGCACGUGGUUUAUUCCCGGCCACUCCGCCGAAAGCUUCCCAGACGAAGUGCGCCAAGUGAUCGACUCGGGCUGCGAGAUCGGGUUGCACGGCUACGCCCACGAAGGCGCCUACCAACUCACCGUAGAACAAGAGCGCGACGUCCUCACCAGAUGCAUUGACAUCGCCACCAAGCUCACGGGCAAGAAACCCGUCGGCUACCGAGCCCCAUUAUACCAACUCCGCGAAUCCACCCUCGAUCUCCUCGAAGAAUUCGGUUUCGAAUACGACGCCUCCCUAACCGACCACGACAGCCACCCCUUCUUCGCCCCACGCCGACCCCCCCUCCAACCCAUCGACUUCUCCCUCCCCGCCUCGACCUGGAUGCACCCUAUCCCAACCACCACCACCGACCGACGCCCUCUCGUCUGCGUCCCCUGCAAUUGGUACAUGGAAGACAUGACCCCCAUGCAAUUCCUACCUCAUGCGCCCAACUCCCACGGAUACACCGAUGUCCGGGUCAUCGAGAACCUCUGGAAAGACCGAUUCCUGUGGAUUCGAGAGAACGAGGAAGAACCCAUCUUCCCGGUCUUGAUGCAUCCGGAUACGAGUGGCAUGGCGCAUGUGAUUGGGAUGUUGGAACGGUUGUUGACGUGGUUGAAGGGGUGGGGGGAUGAGGUGGAGUUUUGUCAGACGGGGGAGAUUGUGCGGUGGUGGAGGGAGAGGGAGAUGAGAAGGGAGGAUUGA